AUGAAGGGGUUUUUUCUUUGUAUAUGGUCAUGGGGUACUGGAAAAACAUUUCUCUGGAACCUUAUGUCUGCUGAGAUUCGCUCAAGGGGUGAUAUUGUGUUAAACGUUACUUCAAGUGGUAUUGCAUCUUUACUUCUUCCCAAUGGAAGAACAGGACACUCAAGAUUCAAAAUACCGCUGAAUAUAACUGAGAAUUCUGUAUGUAACAUCAAACCUAGUUCCUCUCAAGCAAUGCUGUUGUUGAAAGCCAAACUUAUAAUUUGGGAUGAGGCUCCAAUGGUUAAUAGGUACUGCUAUAAAGUGCUUGAUAAAUGCUUGGGUGAUAUCAUGAGGUUUUCUCUAACAUAUAAUAAAGAUUUGCCUUUUGGAGAAAAAGUAGGUGGAGACUUUAGACAAAUUCUUCCUGUCAUUUCACAAGGAUCAAGACAAGAUAUCGUUCAUUCAACCGUGAAUUCGUCUUAUCUUUGGAAAUUUUGUCAGAUGCUCAAACUAACAAAAAAUAUGAGACUCUCUGUAGGGACGACUGCUUCAGAUCAAGAUGAGACAGAACAAUUUGGUGAGUAG
Messenger RNA from Arachis ipaensis, 564 nucleotides. The record is from RefSeq and is a predicted model, not a curated record. NCBI's taxonomy places the organism in Eukaryota, Viridiplantae, Streptophyta, Magnoliopsida, Fabales, Fabaceae.